Salpingoeca rosetta is the source of this 672-nucleotide messenger RNA. RefSeq lists its product as uncharacterized. The record is from RefSeq and is a predicted model, not a curated record. Gene Ontology annotation, biological process: DNA integration. The transcript is spliced from 2 exons. The coding region runs from base 1 to 672 and encodes 223 amino acids. NCBI's taxonomy places the organism in Eukaryota, Choanoflagellata, Craspedida, Salpingoecidae. Gene Ontology annotation, molecular function: nucleic acid binding.
AUGGGCAUCGACGAUCGCAACGCCAUCAGCAGCAAGCAGUGUACAACGUGCGCAGUGACCAAGAGCACUCGUCACAGCGUCAGCAAGCACGCGGAGCGCACACAGGUGCCCGGCGAGCGCAUCCACGCCGACAUCGUCGACUGGACCGCGGACUCACCCACGGGCAAGCGCUACAGCCUCGUCAUCGUCGAUGAGGGAAGCAAGCUCCUGCAUGCAGUCCAUCUCAACGCCAAGAAGGACGCAGUUGCCGCGUUCCAGUCUUUCCUGCGCGAGACCAAGCUCCCCAUCUCGCCCACAACAACAGCACUCCAGACGGAUUCCGAUGCCAUCUUCCUCGGAGCUGACUUCCAGGCCAUCGUCAAGAAGCACCUGAAGCAGCACCAGCAGUCCCCGCCGUACACCCAGGCGCAGAACGGCAUCGUCGAGCGACAGGUGCGCACCCUCUCCGACAUGGUGCGAGCCAUGAUCACGGGUGCAGGCCUCGACGCAUCGUACUGGAGUCUCGCCUGCAACCACGCCCUGCACAUCCUCAACAACAUGCCUCGCCCUUCCCUCCACGGCAAGACACCGCUGCAGAUUGUCACGGGCUCGCUGCCCAAGCACGUGCCGCAGCUGCACAUCUUCGGGCAGCCGGCCGUCGUCCACAUCAGCAUGUUGAGAGUCAUGUUGUGA